Molecule: messenger RNA, 1571 nt
Organism: Drosophila montana
Lineage: Eukaryota; Metazoa; Arthropoda; Insecta; Diptera; Drosophilidae
Exons: 1
Coding region: 250-1428 (392 amino acids)
Source: RefSeq, a predicted model, not a curated record
ACGAGAAGGAGAAGGAGAAGAGGCAGAUGCAAAAGAAAGCAACAAAGCAGCGACAUCGACGUCGCUGCUAUGCGCUGCUGCUGCAGAAUAUGAAAGUUGCGCAUGCGCCAACGUCGACGUCGACGUUAAAGCUCGCGACGCCAGCUUGAAAUCAGUUGCGAGGCAGAAGCGCGAGAGUUAAGAACGAAGAGCAGCACGUCAAGCGGCUGUUAAACACAUUUCGCCAUUCUCUAGAAAAUUGUUUCAAAUAUGUUUUCAAAGACUUUCUCGCUGUUGCUGCUGCUCGGCGCAACGGCGUUAGCGUCGCAGGCGCCCUAUUUGCGAGACAGCACAACCGAGUCGCUGUCAAGCAGCAGCCAGAGUCCGAGCCCGGCUUCUAUUCAGGAGGAACAUUUUCCGGCUGUGGCGCCGCCUCAGGCAGCGGAGGCAGCUUUGAUUGAAGCACAGGUGGGUUCACUGCAGCCACCACCGGCAGCUGAGGAUGGACUGCGUCGGCGUCUCGUCACCUACGACCAACGACAGGAGGGACAGUACAACAUAAGAGCCGAUCUGGAGAAUUUUAUGAUCGUGCUGAUACCGCCGGGACCUCAGGAGGGUUUGAGCCUGUUGGACCUGCUGACCAAAUCCUCCUUGCGUGGCGCCACAAAGAGCAAAAGCAAACGCAAACAUGCGGAUGCCUCUGCCCUGAAGUCCUUCUAUCAGCGACAGCAACUGCUGCAGCAACAGCAGCAGAUUCCCCAGGCAGCAUUGGGCGUGGCCCUGCCCGAGUUUAUUGAGGGACGCACGCCCUACCAUGUGGACAUCUCUGGUGCCAAUGAAGAGCUGCAGCAGCAGCAGCAGCCGCGCUUGCAUCGACAGCAGGUAGAUGUUUUGCCGCCGCAGCUGAUUCCAAUGCCGCAGUUGAUCAAGCCGUAUCAUCUUGAGGCGGAACCCGAGCUCAUCCAGGCAUUGCCGCCUGUUCCCGCCAGUGCCAGCAGCGCUGGCAACAAUCUUCUGGAGGGGUUUAACCAGGCGGGCUCUCAGUACUAUCGCCAUUCACGCUCCCUGCGUGGUGACAGCUUUUUGGACACCAAUCGCUUGGCGCCCGAGCCUGUCGCCAGGACCAAUGCACGCUCCAUCAGUGUUCCACUGUAUCGCACCGAUGUCGCCCACAGCCAGACCCAAGCAAACAAUGCCAAUGUCUUGUAUCCACCCAUCGAUGUGCCCGCCUACAUUGUGAACGAGGCACAUCCGCGGAACUGGCAGCUGGACGACGAGCCCACACCCAUACUGCCCAAGCACUUGGUUGAGGCGGAUGUGCUAAGCUUCCAGUUGCUUGGCGAUGCUCUGGCCAACUCCAAGACGCUCUUGCGCGACGGCCAGGCACUUUGUGCGCCGGGACAACGGCGUGAUAGCUACGGCGCCUGUCGCCAGGUCGAGGGCUACUGAGACUGAGAUACUUUCCAGACUGCUAAGCGAAAAAGCGAAUAUAUUAGGCUAAACAUAACGAUAAAUGCGAUUUUUUACAAAGCAUUAGUUUUAAGCUCCAAACAUAUACAAAAUUAAUAAAAAAAACAAACUUGAAAUUCAAA